AAACCAAACAUUUUGUACCAUCGUCUUAAUCGAUUAAUUCGAUUAGGAUUUUCCUCACAUGCACACCACUAGUUAUAUCUCUUUUCAUUUCGUCAAGUCAAAAUGAAGAUCGGUCUCUGCGCCUACAGUGGAUACAAGAUCUAUCCUGGCCAUGGAAAAACCAUGGUUAAGGUGGACGGCAAGACUUUCACAUUUUUGAACUCAAAAUGUGAAGCCGCUCAUCUGAUGAGGAGAAAUCCUCGUAAAGUAACAUGGACCGUCCUGUACAGGCGCAAGUUCAAGAAAGGCCAAGAGGAGGAGCAAGCCAAAAAACGCACUAGGAGGACCCAGAAAUUCCAGCGGGCUAUUGUUGGUGCCUCACUCAGUGACAUCAUGGCCAAGCGUAACAUGAAGCCAGAAGUACGCAAAGCACAAAGAGAACAGGCAAUUAAAGCUGCAAAAGAACAAAAGAAGUCUACUAAAGCGGCCAAGAAAGCUACAGCGCCGGCACCUAAAGCCAAGGCACAGCCCAAAACUAAGGCCGCCAAAGUCAGUCAGAAAUCUGCACCAAGGGUGGGAGGAAAGCGAUAAGAACCUGUAAUAAAUAAUGUUUUAACAUG
Messenger RNA from Manduca sexta (tobacco hornworm), 599 nucleotides. It is a transcript of the gene RpL24, whose product is annotated as 60S ribosomal protein L24. Gene Ontology annotation, molecular function: mRNA binding; structural constituent of ribosome. The transcript is spliced from 5 exons. Lineage: Eukaryota; Metazoa; Arthropoda; Insecta; Lepidoptera; Sphingidae. The coding region runs from base 103 to 570 and encodes 155 amino acids. Gene Ontology annotation, cellular component: cytosolic large ribosomal subunit. The record is from RefSeq and is a predicted model, not a curated record. Gene Ontology annotation, biological process: cytoplasmic translation.